Molecule: messenger RNA, 1539 nt
Organism: Neltuma alba
Lineage: Eukaryota; Viridiplantae; Streptophyta; Magnoliopsida; Fabales; Fabaceae
Product: putative dual specificity protein phosphatase DSP8
Exons: 6
Coding region: 567-1478 (303 amino acids)
Biological process (GO): protein dephosphorylation
Molecular function (GO): phosphoprotein phosphatase activity
Source: RefSeq, a predicted model, not a curated record
GGAGAUGCAAGGAACGUGGAUUCCUUGUCAUGAGAAUUAUCUUUUCCCGAUGAAUUCGCAUUCUCUCUUCAUUGCUUUCUCGUCCUUCCAUGGUUCUUUCUUGCCGUUUCAGACUUCAGUUGAGCUCAUUCUGGAUAUAGUACAAAUCAAUCCAUUUCCUCCUUCGAUCAAAUUCAGUGUUUUGCUGGUUUCAAUUUUUGUUGUCUGUUUCCAUUUUGUCUUCUUUCCAAUUCCAACCGCCAUAAUUUAUUAUCAUUUUGUCCGUUCAUCUUUCCCAUCACUCUUUUUACUAUUAUAUACAGUUUUGUCAUCUCAGAUAAAUUUCGCACACGAUCUUUCCCGAACAACUCACGCCCUGUCAUUAUUUGUUGGAAUCAUUGUAGGUUCUUCUGUUUGUCUAUUUGAGAUCAUGAAUCUUCUUUUGCUCUCUAUCAUUUUGUUUGAUUGGUUCCCACAGAAUCAUGGAAACUGAAGGGGUGUGGAAUUAUUGUUGUUUUUGGCGCAUUGAUAAUCGAGUGUAGGUUACAAUUUCUGCGAUUGUUUUUCCGACUUCUAAAGUUACGCAAAUGAAGGGAGAAAAGGUGAAAGGUGGAGAAGAAGAGAAGUCACAUUUAGGGGAUAGCGAUGUCGGUAGAACAAGCUUAGUUGUGAGCGAUGCGAAAAGGGUACUUGUUGGAGCAGGGGCUCGCGCUCUCUUCUAUCCCACUCUGCUUUACAAUGUCCUUAGGAAUAGGUUUCAGGCUGAGUUUCGAUGGUGGGAUAAAGUUGAUGAGUUCAUAUUACUAGGUGCUGUUCCAUUUCCUAUUGAUGUUCCCCGCUUAAAGGAUCUCGGCGUUUGUGGAGUCAUUACAUUGAAUGAGUCAUAUGAGACUUUGGUUCCAACCUCGCUAUAUCAUGCUUAUGGAAUUGAUCAUUUGGUUAUUCCUACCAGAGAUUAUUGUUUUGCACCGUCAUUACGUGACAUAUGCCGUGCUGUGGACUUCCUACAUGAAAAUGCGUCGUCUGGGAGAAGUACUUAUGUGCACUGCAAAGCUGGGCGUGGUCGCAGCACAACUAUUGUUAUCUGUUACUUGGUACAUUACAAGAUGAUGACGCCUAAUGCUGCAUAUGAUUAUGUAAAGUCAAUUCGGCCAAGGGUCCUACUAGCAUCUUCACAGUGGCGAGCUGUUGAGGAAUACUUCCACCUUACGGUGAAGAAGACAGUUUUCUAUGCUCCCACAUCCGAGUUACUAGCAGCAAAAGAUCUUAUGGUAAAAUUUGAUGAUGACGAGUCUGUAAUUGUGACAGAAUCAGAUCUUGAAGGGUAUGAAACAAGUAUCCAAUCUGGUGGUGUGGGGAGGGAUGUAUGGGCAGAUGUAAGUUUUGUGUACCAUGUUACCCUUGCUGGUCAGGCUGCUCUAGCAGGAAUUUCAUGGCCGUCUCAACCAAAGAAAAUGAGACCCAAUCAUUUUCCUUUUGGUAAGGUUGUGUCAUACUGAAACAAUUAUCUUCCAUGCCCUGUGAUCUCAAAUACAAGGCAGAAAUCUGAAUGAAAAUUAA